Messenger RNA from Cuscuta europaea, 1622 nucleotides. NCBI's taxonomy places the organism in Eukaryota, Viridiplantae, Streptophyta, Magnoliopsida, Solanales, Convolvulaceae. The record is from the annotation of a GenBank genome assembly.
UCCACCCGUAUAUAAAUAUGGGUAGAGCCCGUCUCUGUUUUUCUUUAACUCAUUUCACACACCUAAAAGCCAAGAAAGAAGGAUAGUAAGAAGAAAUGGUUAAGAAAGUUGUGGUAUUGGCUGCCUUCUUCUUACAUCUUUGUUCCAACCUAAUUGUUAGAAGUGGCGCUGCAGGCUCCCCGCUGAAGUCUCUGCCCGGGUUCGAUGGCCCGCUGCCCAUCGAACUCGAAACCGGGUAUUUAGGAGUAGGAGAUUCUGAAGACGUACAACUCUUCUACUAUUUCAUCAAAUCAGAGUCUAAUCCCAACUCAGAUCCCCUCUUGCUUUGGCUGACCGGAGGACCCGGUUGCUCUUCGCUCUCUGGCCUACUAUAUGAGAACGGACCUCUUAUGUUCGCACCUAUGAAUAUUAGUAAAAAGUUCCCAACUUUGCUAUCAAACCCUAACUCAUGGACAAAGGUGGCGAACAUUAUUUUCUUGGACUUGCCGGCAGGAACAGGAUUCUCUUACGCAAAAACUAAAGCAAAUAAUGAAUCGAAUACAACUCAAGCUUGUCAACAAGCUUAUGAAUUUCUUCUUAAGUGGCUAGUUGAUCAUCCAGAGUUUGUUUCAAAUCCAUUCUAUGUAGCGGGUGACUCAUAUGCUGGCACAUUUGUUCCUGUCAUUACUCAAAUCAUAUCGGAUGGGAAUGACAAGAGAAUAAACGCCAAAAUCAAUAUCAAGGGAUAUGUACUUGGCAAUCCAUACGCGGCUGCCGACUAUUUCCAUUACAAAAUCCCUUUUGCGCAUAGGAUGGGACUCAUUUCAGAUGAACUUUUUGAGUCUUGGAAGAAGAGUUGUGAAGGGGACAUACUUGACUUUCUAAGGCCACAAAGCGUCGAGUGUUCUGAAGUCGUUCUAAAAAUAAAAAAGGUGAUCUCCGGAAUCAAUCCACUACAUGUAUUAGAACCCCUCUGUCUUGAACCUGAAUUGAGGUCCCAAAAGGGGUUUGCCCACACAAGGAGACUUCUUGAAAAGUUUAACCACCUCACCCGCACUGUUCCAUCAUCGAAAUAUUGUCGGUGGCUAAUGUAUACUUUGGCUGAAUUUUGGGCGAAUGAUGAGAGCGUUCAAGAGGCACUCAAUAUAAAAAAGGGGUCUAUUGGAAAAUGGGUACGAUGCAACAGUGAUUUGGAUUAUAUUGGAACAACAGAGGACAUAGUUCCAUAUCAUCAAAAUCUCAGCGCUAGAGGCUAUAGAUCACUAAUUUACAGUGGGGAUCACGACCUUGUUAUUCCCUUCAUUUCCACACAAGCAUGGAUACAAGCUCUCAACUAUUCUAUUAUUGAUGAGUGGAGGCCAUGGAUUGUUGAAGACGAAGUUGCCGGGUUUACACGGUUAUACUCAAACAACAUGACAUUUGCAACAGUGAAGGGGGCAGGUCAUACAGCUGCUGAGUACAAACCUCAUGAAUGCCAAACAAUGAUAAAAAGAUGGCUUUCUAAUGAUCCACUAUGAUAAAUCUAUCAUUAUAAGCAAUGUGAUAAACGCAUUUUAAAUGUUUCAAAUUGAGACGUACACUUGCAUGCCAAACCCCUCUUGAAGCUGAAAUAGUGAUCUUCAAAGUAAGUUAAAUUAAAUUAC